AACCCUGCCUCCCUAUGCCUUUAUUCGCACACCCAUCAUCUCUCCUCGCCAAAAAACACAGAACGGACAGAUGAAAAUACACGGCAAAAUAUUUAGUAUCAUCACUGGAGUGAGUGUACGCUGCUGUCAAGGGCUCUCAAUAACAUGGAGAUAUAUAAUAUUCCUGCAAUAUGGCAUAAUUCUUUCAUUAGUGUGCAUUUCUUUCCGAAAAAUGAAUUAAUCGACGUUGUCGGCAGAAAGAAAUAACGCUGUUCGGCAAGUAACUCCAUCGUUUUAUAUGGAUAUUAUGAUAAAACUAACUGUAUUUCACACAGAUGACACAUUUAUGGCUGAAACUGAGAGUUCUUCUGAAAUAGACAGUCAGCUGAAGUGAAUACAAGAAAGAUGAAUCCCUUAUAGAGGAGCUCCCUAGCUUGCAAAGGAUCAAGGUGAUAUUAGUAAAUUGCAGUCCGGGAGGGUUCAGCGGUGCGGAGAAGUGACGUUGACCGGAUGUGUGUAGCGGAGCGUGCCGUGUGGCUUUGACCAUGAGCCGGCUGAUGUUGGGCCGGACCCUGGAGCGGAUCUGCAAGGCUGUGCUGUUGCUCUGCCUGGUGCACUUCCUCAUCAUGAUGAUCCUCUACUUCGAUGUCUACAGCCAACGCUUCGACAUCUUCAGCCGUUUCAACAAUGGCCGUGGAGCGAACAGCUCACGAGGACCCCACCACAACUACUAUAAUUUCUCCAGCGGAAGGCCCAACACUACCUUUGCAAGCUACCUGGCCACAGCUGACCAUCUUCUGCCCAGCACCAAGCCAGAGGCCAACCACACACCGCCGACCCCUAAGCCAUUACCGCCAUGUCCGGAAGUACCUCCUGGCCUGGUGGGACGUCUCCUCAUCGAAUUCAGCUCCCAGAUAACCCUCGAGCGGGUGCAGAGAGAGAACCCUAAUGUGACAGAAGGGGGGAAAUACACUCCUCCGGACUGCCGGCCAAAACAAAAGGUGGCCAUCAUCAUCCCGUUCAGACACAGAGACAACCACCUUAAAUAUUGGCUUCACUACCUGCACCCAGUCCUGCGCAGACAGAAGAUCAGCUAUGGGAUCUUUAUCAUCAACCAGCUUGGCGAGGACACCUUCAAUCGGGCCAAGCUUCUCAACGUUGGCUACACAGAGGCUCUUAAAGACGCAGAAUACGACUGCUUCAUUUUCAGUGACGUGGACCUGAUCCCUAUGGAUGACCGGAACCUGUACCACUGUUAUGACCAGCCCCGUCAUUUUGCCAUUGCCAUGGACAAAUUUGGCUUCAGGCUGCCCUAUGCGGGGUACUUUGGAGGGGUGUCCGGCCUUAGCAAAAAACAGUUCCUCAAAAUCAAUGGCUUCCCUAAUGAGUACUGGGGUUGGGGAGGUGAAGAUGAUGACAUUUACAACAGAAUCACACUAAAUGGGAUGAAAGUGUCUCGGCCCGACGUGAGAAUCGGCCGCUACAGGAUGAUCAAGCAUGAGAGAGACAAACACAAUGAGCCAAACCCCCAGAGGUUCAGUAAGAUCCAGAACACCAAGAACACCAUGAGGAAGGAUGGGAUCAGCUCGCUGAUGUACAGAGUGGUGUCUGUGAAGAAAUAUCCGCUCUACACUAACAUUUCCGUAGAGAUCGGCAAGCCUCCACCCAGACCCCUCAAAGGAUAGAGAGCUUCCGGUUCUGGACCGAGGAUACCAUGACCUUCUUAAAGUUCAGCACACAAACACACACACACACACAAACUCUGCCCAGGGUCACCUUCCUAUGAUACAGCAGUGAUAUGCUGAACAGGUUAGUUCUCAGGAAUACAUGGAAGCGUGAUGUGGAUCCAACGAUGUACUGUAGAUUCAUAUCCUGAUCCAGAUCGAGAUGUGCACAGUGUCUGGAUGAACGGAAAUAUCAUACUCCAAUGGCUGUUUGGUUCAGACCUUGAGGAUCAAUUCAAGUUUUUAGGCUCUUAACGGGAGGAUUGUUCCGUUCUGGUUUUGGUAAGUGACACUGAUCUGCGAAGAACAGCCUGGUCACUUGAUGUAAAUCAGUCAGAACAUACUGUACAUUUCAAAAGCGAAUGUGUCUUUGUUCCUGCGAUGCUUGCAGUGUUCAAAUCUCUUCUUUCGUAUCUCGGAUGUUGGUUGAUCAUGUGAGGUUGAUUGAUUGGUGCUUGAAGUUGGCUCCUUUGGAUUGUGUCUCUAUCUUGCGCUCUCUUUUAUUUUGUAUGGUCUCUUGGGACUAAGAUGAAUUUUGUCAACCGUGAAAACACUUCUCAGCAUUUCUGGGGAUGAAACCCUUGUUGGGAUGUCUUCAUGGGAACUUGGAGGACAACUAUGUGAUGUGAUUAGACUGGAUCUGGACUAGUCCUACAAGCACAUGACUGUCAGUCAAUAUGGUACAAAUGGAUUGCUGUGUAGAUGCCUGGAGAAACGGCAAGAACUUUUGCUGAGAGAUAGAGGAGCUUCUGUAGAAGUUACUGAUGAUCAAACCUCUGUAUCUAUCACCACCUGCUCAAAACUGACUGUGCUACGAGCCACUCUUUCUUUGUUUACUUUCAUUUGCCUCAAAGAUUCAUAUUUAGAUCUGUCAUAUGUCAAGGCUUUUUUAAAAACGUGAAGGAUGAAGUUGGCGGUGGGUGCUUUGAUGCCCAUGUCAUUCAGUUUUAGAGUCUCGCGCCUCUUUUGAUGAUCAUCUUUGGAGGUGUUAUUUAAAUGAUUCUCUGAUAUGUCCAAUAUCAAAAAUAUUCACCCAGGGUCCAAACUCAAUGUUUUGCCACAACUUCCAAUUCGAGAUAUUUGAGGAAAUUUACAGACCGUAUUGUAAUUAUUUGUUACAGGCCAAUAAUCA
Messenger RNA from Sinocyclocheilus anshuiensis, 2835 nucleotides. Its product is annotated as beta-1,4-galactosyltransferase 2-like. Gene Ontology annotation, cellular component: Golgi apparatus. Gene Ontology annotation, molecular function: galactosyltransferase activity. Lineage: Eukaryota; Metazoa; Chordata; Actinopteri; Cypriniformes; Cyprinidae. The transcript is spliced from 7 exons. The record is from RefSeq and is a predicted model, not a curated record. Gene Ontology annotation, biological process: carbohydrate metabolic process. Bases 525 to 1664 code for a protein of 379 amino acids.